Phialemonium atrogriseum is the source of this 885-nucleotide messenger RNA. RefSeq lists its product as uncharacterized. The record is from RefSeq and is a predicted model, not a curated record. The transcript has 3 exons. NCBI's taxonomy places the organism in Eukaryota, Fungi, Ascomycota, Sordariomycetes, Cephalothecales, Cephalothecaceae. Bases 89 to 685 code for a protein of 198 amino acids.
GAAAAACAUAUAAGUGCCCGGAUCGUCAGCUCUUCUAGUGUCGUCUCCUCGGUGCUGGUAGCUGACCUAUAGAGCCAAAGAUACCCCAAUGACCAUGCAUCUGCCCUUCAUCCUAUCUCUCAUCGCCGUCGGCGUCGCGGCCAUACCUCAGCCCACGACGACGACGACGACGACGACGACUACAUCGACUACAUCGACCGACACACACUGCCCCACGGUCACGAAGACGGGCAAGAUUUGCCCCACAUGCCCCGUCCCGGACUGCAUUGUGCUCUCGACCAUCUCCAACCCGUGCGACUGCGCCUUCCCCGUGCCGACCGUCACCGUCGACCGGCCGUGCGCCAGUUGCGGUAGCGGCGGCGGGUGCGGCGGCGGGUGCGGGACGCAGUACGUCUACGCCACCUCGACGUCGACAUGUCCCGGUGGGCCGUCGCCGCCCGCCACGACCUGCCAGGCUACGGUGACGGUGCACUCGUACCCGACGUCUGGGUGCGCCCACACUUGCACCUCCGGGUUCUGCAUUCUUGAUAAGUUUGUGACUGCGCCCUGUGGCUGCAGCUCCUUCGGCGUCUCGACUUCGACGUCGACGUUGCCGUGCCCUACAGCUUCGGGCUGCGUCCUGUGCACUACGGGGUUCCCGUUCACGACGACUUCGGAUUGCCCGACUGUCCCGACCACGGUUUGAAAGGACCAUGGGUUGUUUUCUUCUAUCUCGACUUGUUUCGGGUGCGUCAUAUACGUUGGUUAUGGCACAUUGGCAACCUGUCUCGGUACUAUUUAGCGUCGGCGUCGAUGACUAGCGUGGGCCUGGGCGAUGAAUAUAUCAUUGAAAUACACCACACCCUCCAGACCCCUCCGAGCCGGAAGGAGUUAGUCAAUGCUGCU